This is a messenger RNA of Entelurus aequoreus (snake pipefish), 3080 nucleotides long. It is a transcript of the gene lpcat1, whose product is annotated as lysophosphatidylcholine acyltransferase 1. The record is from RefSeq and is a predicted model, not a curated record. The transcript has 14 exons. The coding region runs from base 205 to 1701 and encodes 498 amino acids. NCBI's taxonomy places the organism in Eukaryota, Metazoa, Chordata, Actinopteri, Syngnathiformes, Syngnathidae. Gene Ontology annotation, molecular function: calcium ion binding.
UUGACGCAGAAGACGUGGACACGCCUCUCGUUCCCGCUCACACACGCACACUAACACACUUUUAACACGCACACUAACACACUUAAUAACACGCACACUUACACACUUUUAACACGCACACUAACUCACUUAAUAACACGCACACAACCAAAACAAGGACUUUUGACGAAGACGCGCAUCACUUUUGAAGUCGCCCCCCCAACCAUGAACUCGUCGGCCAGUCGUCCCAGCAGGUGGGCGAGGAACCCUUUCGUCCACAAUUUGGAAUUAAGCUUGACGGACAAAAUGACGAUGGGUCUGAUGUCUGUGACGGUGUUCCCAGUGCGCCUCCUCCUGGUGUCCUUCCUCAUGCUGCUGGGCUGGCCCUUCGCCUUCGUGGCCUCGCUGGGACGCUCCGAGUUUGUGGUGGAGCCGCAGUCGUGGUGGCGACGUCUGGUAGACGUGGCCCUGCGCGUCAUCAUGCGAGCCAUGUGGUUCUGCGCAGGGUUCCAUUGGGUCAAAGUGAAAGGGGAACGGGCGGCGCCCUCCCAGGCCGCCAUCCUCACGGUGGCGCCGCACUCCACCUUCUUUGACGCCAUCCCGGUCACCUCCACCAUGUGCUCCAUCGUCGCCAAACUGGAGACCCAAAGCAUUCCCGUCUGGGGAACGUUGAUCCAGUACAUCAGACCAGUUCUUGUGUUACGCUCCAACCUGGACUCCAGGAGGCAAACCGUUGAGGAGAUCAAGAGGAGAGCGCGAUCGGGAGGGGAGUGGCCUCAGAUCAUGAUAUUUCCAGAGGGCACGUGCACCAACAGGUCCAGCCUCAUCUUGUUCAAGGCUGGCGCUUUUUUACCAGGACUACCAGUGCAACCAGUCGUGCUGCGAUACCCAAACAAACUGGAUACAAUUUCAUGGACGUGGCGAGGGCCCGGCGCAUGGAAGAUCCUGUGGCUGACUCUGUGCCAGCCUCACACUUGCAUGGAGGUGGAGUACCUGCCUGUUUAUACUCCGUCUGACCAGGAGAAGGAAAACCCCAGCCUGUUUGCCAAUAAUGUCCGGAAAAUCAUGGCAAAAGCGUUGGAGGUUCCUCUCACGGAUUUGUCCUUUGAGGACCGCGAGCUCAGCUUCGCAGAGGGGCCCCUGAAAGUCUACGACCCCAGCAGCCUGUUGGAGUUCAACCACCUGCUGCCCCGCUUGAGGCUCAAGACGACGGAGAGCUCGUUGCAGGAGCAGGUGAGCAAAGUCAGGAAGCUGCGGAAACAUCUUCUGACUUUGGAGGACUUUGCCCUCUUCCUCCAUGUUGGUGUGACGGACACACUCCGACACAUCCACGGCCUCUUUAACCAGGAAGAGGGCCAGAUAGACAUCAGGCACUACCUGCUUGCCUUGUCCACCAUUUACAGGCCAUCCAAGUCAAUGGACACCCUCAAGAUGGCCUUUGAGAUGUAUGACAGCCAAGACACCGGUCAGGUCCAUGAGCGGGACCUCGCCGCCAUGUUGGAAAUCAUGUUGGGGGUGAAGCAAGUGGAGCUGUCCCUGGUGCUGAUGGAGCUGGGAGGACCACACAAUGGCAAGGUCACGUAUGAUGAACUUUGGUGUUUCAUGGCGGAGCAUCCUCACUUUGUCCAGGACUACCUGGACUUCAAAGACCACCCCCGCCAUUUGAGUGUGGGCCCACAUGACAGCUGCAAUGGUCACAUGACACCAGAUGACACCAGAUGACACCUGCAAUGGACACAUGACACCAGAUGACACCAGAUGACACCUGCAAUGGACACAUGACACCAGAUGACAGCUGCAAUGGUCACAUGCACCACAAAGCCAAAGACAAGUAACUGAGUGGAGAAGUUGAGAGUAACUAUGUUGUCAUUUGUAUUGAACUAUGUUGUGUGGUGUGCCUCACAGUAGCAAGGAAGGAGUGCACACUUGUGAAUGUAAUAAGUGUCGCUAUUAACAUCUGCUUCAUAUUUUGUAAAACCUUUGUACAUUCUUCAGUAGUACCUUGCUAUUCAUUACUCUAUUUUUCACACUUUCAUUUUGUCAACAAUAACCUAAUGUUAUUUCUGGUUGGGCUUCACGACCUCCAAACAAUUGUAUUUGGUACAUGGUAAGCGUGACACAUAAGAGGUAUGUGUGGACUGCAGGUUGACUGACGCUUGUUCAAUAAAUGAAGCUAGCAAGUACCCGUAAGCAAGCAACACCAAAACCUUGAGGUUUCAUUUGGAUUAUGAACAUUACACACAUUUGGUUUUACUACUACUUUGGUCAGCUACCAAGCCACACCACUUAAAGGAUUGUUGGAGCAUUAUGGCUACCAUAGUCAGACGUACUGUGCUUCAACAUACAGGUAUUAAGUUUCCUAUAUAAGGACCCCAAAAUGGCCCCUGUUAGGAGACAUGUUAUCUGGCGGUUUGUUACGGAAUAUAAUGCAAAACCAACUUUUCUUACUUAUUGUUUCCUACUGAUGUGUAUCUGGGAUCUCUAUAAGUCCCCAAAAUUAGCGCGCUUUCGCCAUUGUAGCCAUUUUUUUUCACUGUCCUCUUUUUGUUGUGCAUUCAUCCUCCCAUUUCUAAUAUAAAGUAGCGUACAGUUCUAACUUAUAUCUAUGGAAGUGGUAAAAACUACAGAUACUACAAAGAUGACAGGGAGAAGACGCUGUCAAAGUGGAGGCACAUAAAUAAGACCGCCUACAAAACGGCGCAUCCUGAAGAGACUGUCAGAAAGCGACUUGAAGAUGAGUAAAACAUCAUCUAUGCAACAUUCUGAGCAAAGAACCAGCAUCACAUGUUAUGUAGACCACAAGGAAGUCUUUUACAGUUAGGAAAUAAUCAUAAUAAUAUGACUCCUUUAAUGCGCCUUAUAUUUCGCUGUGCCCUAUGGUCCGAAAAAUACAGUACGAGUCUGCUCCAAAAGCUCAGAAUAAAAUCAACAAAAAUGACAACAAUUUCUCCAUGAGAAAUAAUCUUAUGUUAUGAAAGUAUAAUAUGUAUUAUAGCUACAUUUGAGCAUAAAACAUGUUUUACAUGCCUUUUGUUUUGGAAGGUCUGCAGUGUUACAAACUACAUCUGUACUGUACAUCAUGAGCUUUACUAUAAAUACAU